CCAGAACUACAGAUAAAUGUGUCAACAAGUCCCCGCCAUGCGCUCUUAGCUGGGUUUAUAGUAGAAAACCCGGCGAAGGAUAAGUGAAGACUCAGUAGAAAACCAAGUACAAGGUAACGAAGACACCACGGGAAAUGUUAAAGACAGGUCACCAACCAAACCAGCCGGAGCUAGAGAGAUAAGAUACUAUAGUUAGAUGGAACAAUAUCCUAGCAUCACAGGCUACUCAUUGUAAGGUUACCUGGCGGGUCUGACGUGGGUCUGUCGUGGGUCUCCCGGGUCUCCCGGGUCCGGCAGGGGUGAAGAUGUGCUCCCUGGCUCUGUUUCCUCCCCCGCUGCCCGCCGGGCAGAUCACGCUGUGCGAGUCCAACAACGUGCUGCUGCCCGGGACCAGCAGCGAGGAGCUGCUCAAACAGGACUCCAGUCCUCUCAGUCUGCAUUUUCCAAGAGAGUCUCUGAAGCUUCACAGCCGCGCAGAGAACAGCAGCAGAGCGACUUUCCUGGACCACUCCGAAUCAGAAACUCUGUGGAUGAGGAGUGCAGCAGCAUGGCGGGACGGUGGGUUCACCAGGCUGCUCAAUGAAAUUACCACCUCACACUCCGAAGUACCAAAGUGGCUCUCAGUCAGCUCCGGUUGUAUCCUGGCAUUACUGCGAUGGGUGUCCUCCCUUCACGGCUCCCUGUUUCCUCAUCUCACACUGAGCAGUGAGGACAUGAUCGCUGAGUUCUCGCAGGUGCUCAACUGGUCUGAUUGUGUGGUCCGAGCCUUCGCCUGGCACCCCCACACCGAUAAGUUUGCUGUGGCCUUGUUGGAUGACUCCAUCAAGAUCUACAACCCCAAAAGCGCCACGACGCCCACGCUGAAGCACCGGCUACAGAAGAGCGUUUCAGUGCUGCAGUGGAAGCCGCUGUGCGCGUCUGCCCUCGCGGUCGCGUGCCAGAACUGCAUCCUUGUCUGGCACGUGGACCCCUGCUCGCUGUCAAACAGGCCAUCGUCCGGUUGUGCUCAAGUUCUGUCUCAUCCUGGUCACAAUCCCGUCACGUCCAUCGCCUGGUCUCCGAGUGGAUCCCUCCUGGUGUCGGCCUCGCCCAUGGACACGUCGAUGAUGGUGUGGGACGUUGCUGCAGAGACCUGCGUGCCGCUCCAGCGCGUUGGGGGAGGCGGCGUCACCCUCCUCUCCUGGUCUCCGGACGGCAGCCACGUCUUGGCUUCUACGCCCUCUGCCCUGUUCAGGGUUUGGGAGACCAGGAUGUGGACCUGUGAGCGCUGGCCCUGCAUGAAAGGCCGCUGCCAGUCUGGCUGUUGGAGUCCGGACGGGAGUCGGCUUCUCUUCGCUGUUCAGGGGGAGACGGUUAUCUACGCCCUGACCUUCAGCGGCUCCCCAGGUCUGCCCACGAGCGCGUUGAAGGGGCCGCAGGCCGCAGCUGUCGUGGCCGACCUCUCAGAGACGACAUUUAACACCCCAGAUGGAGACAUUAUUGUCGGCGGAGAGAUCCAGUCCUUAGCCUGGGAUCCGAGAGGAGAGAGGCUCGCGGUUCUGCUCAAAGGUGACCCACAAGCAGCGGACCGGGCCGCCACCAUCGCCGUGUUCAAAACCAGAGCCAACCCCAUCUUCGAGCUGUUACCAUGUGGUUUCAUUCAGGGGGAGCCAGGCGCAGAGCCAAGACUAAUGCAGUUCCACCCUAGUUUUCGGCACGGAGCUCUGCUCACUGUGUGUUGGUCCACUGGGAAAAUCACGCAUGUGCCUUUCUACUUCCUGGGUGCCGGUGUCCCCCACGUCGGCCUCAGCGGGAGUCCGUCACUGCCCAACCCGCAGGAAAGACCCGUCGACUUCGCCAAUCAGUCGCUCUACUCAGAGCUCAUCUCUUGACCGAGCGGCGCCCAACAUCCCACCAUCCCAACAUCCCAACAUCCCACCAUCACAGAUCAUUAUCCGUUAUCAUGAAUAUUUAAGAAAGUUCUUGCUUUUCUUAUUUUUCAAACAUGUAAACCCAACAUUUUGAGGUUAUUGAUUAAAC
Cololabis saira (Pacific saury) is the source of this 2019-nucleotide messenger RNA. RefSeq names its product achalasia, adrenocortical insufficiency, alacrimia (gene aaas). The record is from RefSeq and is a predicted model, not a curated record. The transcript has 17 exons. Gene Ontology annotation, cellular component: nuclear pore. Gene Ontology annotation, molecular function: protein binding. Bases 306 to 1871 code for a protein of 521 amino acids. NCBI's taxonomy places the organism in Eukaryota, Metazoa, Chordata, Actinopteri, Beloniformes, Belonidae. Gene Ontology annotation, biological process: nucleocytoplasmic transport.